CACGGCUGCUCCAUAAAAGGUUAACGAACUUUGACACCGCCACAGACUGCGAUUAAUAGCGCAGUGCGAACAAUGACGACUGACACUGCCCGGCACUGAGAAUCUAAGGCACCAGCGAGGCGAAUCUCUACAUAAGAAAAAAAAUGCAGAAGAGCGGUCCCCACAGCGACUAUGAUAAUCUACCGAUGAGUUAUGUACAAGCGGUUCAAAACCCAGCCUACCCUCCACAGGCGCCACCAUACUCCUCCACCUACAUGCCAGCUGCACCACCAUACAGUGAACAAAACCCCGCACUGGUGGGUGCGCCAGGUUAUAGCGCCUACCCUCCUCCUCCUGACCAGCCUCAUUAUGGUUUCCUUGGUGAAGGUGGUCCCAAACCAGAGGUAGAAAUGCCACCGGAGUACACGGCCGGGAUUGAGGAUAUCAACCCAUUCUCUGAACGUGCAGUCAGAAGAGCCUUUAUCCGAAAGGUCUACAUCACACUGACCAUCCAGCUGGUAAUAACUUUUGGACUCGUGUUCAUGUUUACAUUUUGGCAAACACUGAGGCAGUGGACAUGGCAAAAUCCUUAUCUUGCAUACGCCCUUCUACCUAGUACUUUCAUUCUGAUUAUGGUGCUUGCUUGCUGUGACCAGGCUCGUCGGAGAGUUCCAUUAAACUUCAUACUCCUUGGAAUCUUUACUGUGUUUGAAGGCUGUUUGCUUGGAUCGCUUGCAGCGUUCUUUGAUGCUGAUGCCGUGAUGUGGGCCACCGGAGCCACCAUACUUGUCACUUUGGGUCUGACUAUUUUUGCUUUGCAAACAAAGUGGGACUUCACCAUCCUGUCAGGUGGUCUUAUGGUUGCUCUUUUGGUUUUGCUGUCUUUUGGCAUAUUAGCUGCCAUUUUCAGGUCAUUGUGGCUAAAUAUUGUCUAUGCAUGCAUUGGGACCUUCAUUUUUGGAAUGUACUUGGUUGUGGACACGCAGUUAAUCACAGGUGGAAAGCACCGUUACUCAAUCAGCCCCGAGGAAUACAUCUUUGCUGCUCUGAACAUUUAUGUGGACAUCAUCAAUCUCUUCAUGCUCCUCCUGCAGAUAUUUGGAUUGUGUCGUUAAUUACUUUGAAAGGUUUACCUCAUCUUACAGCAUGAUUACUAGAUAAAGACGAAAGAAGGGGCAUGUACGGUGCCCAUUACUGUACCCCACAGUCUCCAAUGACACAAAUACAGAUGUAAUAAGGACAAUCUACUGCAUACAUUCCUUAUAUUAAUUUGUUGGACUUAUUGUUCCGUUAUUAAACUUGUAGAUUAUUUAUUUUUUAUUGAGAUUGUAACUGGUUUUUUAAAUAUCCUUUGUAAAACUUAAUUUGUGUAGCAAUUAUAAAUUUUGUUCCAAAUGGUUGCACACAACAUUCUUGUGUUUGCUUUUUAAGAUGGGUCUAGUCUUUUUUAAAACUGCUCUCUGUAUCUGCCAUUACUACCUCUAGAAUCAAUGCAUUCUCCAAGUUGUUCUUAAUAGUCACUCAUUUUUUAUUGUUUACCUAUAAAGUAGGUUUCCAAAAUUGCAGUUCAUGGAAGACCAUUGAAAGUAUUUCAAUACAGACCCAAGUAGUAAGCGACUAUGUCUUUGACAUUUCUGUCCUCUCAAACCUUAAAGAGGCUGUUUGAGUUAAAUCAAAACUCGGGCAAGCCCUGUAAAAGGCCUAAACUAAAAUAUGAAUGGCUACUCUUACGACUGUAGGAAGGGGCAGACAAGGACAGUGAGCCCUAAGGCUAGAACCCAGCCCGCUUUCCCUAACUACUUGCAGUACAAGCCCUAGAUAGCUAAUCCCAACUGGUCAACGGUCCCUACGCUAUUUAAGUGCAGACUGACAAACAACAAUCACAAUACCAGAGUCGUACGUAAAUGGGUCAGAACCUGACAAGCUAAGCAGAACCAAAGAGACAGAGAGUGGUCAGAAGACAAGCCAAAAUCAGAAACAGCCUGACAACGCAGUACCAAACGAGAGACAAAGAAUGGUCAGAAUACAAGCUGGGGUCAGAGGAACAAGCAAUCCAAUAAGCACAGGAACAAGGAACACAGCUAGUGAGUCAGAGACUAUCACUGGCACUGGUGUAUGGCCAGGAAGGGUUUUAAAUAGAGCACAGAGUCCCUGGAUCAGAACCUGAUAGG
Messenger RNA from Bufo bufo (common toad), 2150 nucleotides. RefSeq names its product protein lifeguard 1-like. Bases 144 to 1094 code for a protein of 316 amino acids. Lineage: Eukaryota; Metazoa; Chordata; Amphibia; Anura; Bufonidae. Gene Ontology annotation, cellular component: membrane. The transcript is spliced from 10 exons. The record is from RefSeq and is a predicted model, not a curated record.